Ziziphus jujuba (common jujube) is the source of this 3307-nucleotide messenger RNA. Its product is annotated as serine/threonine-protein kinase/endoribonuclease IRE1b. Lineage: Eukaryota; Viridiplantae; Streptophyta; Magnoliopsida; Rosales; Rhamnaceae. The record is from RefSeq and is a predicted model, not a curated record. The transcript is spliced from 6 exons. Gene Ontology annotation, cellular component: IRE1-TRAF2-ASK1 complex. Gene Ontology annotation, biological process: protein phosphorylation; IRE1-mediated unfolded protein response; intrinsic apoptotic signaling pathway in response to endoplasmic reticulum stress. Gene Ontology annotation, molecular function: RNA endonuclease activity; ATP binding; protein serine/threonine kinase activity. Bases 418 to 3180 code for a protein of 920 amino acids.
AUUUUAAAGGCAAAGAACUAUUUCUAUUUCUUAUAGAAAAAUAUAUUUUAAAAAAAUUUUGAGAAAUAUAAAAAAUAUGUUAAAAUUUCCACGAAUUAUUUUUUUUAUUUUAACGCGGCAAUUUCCUACUUACUUGUUAAGUCGGAGUUACCCGAUGGGGCACCGAACCCGAAAAGUCAAAAAUGGAGGAUGUGCGAGUUCCGUAAGCUGUAACAGAUCAAAUAAUCAAAAAAUUGCAAAUGAUGGAAAUGGCAAAGCAGCAAAUUUUGACCUUGCAAUUGGAUGCCUGAGCUGUUGGCCUCCCAAAUUUCCAAAACCCUAAUUCCCCUUGAUUCCGUUAUUUGUUGCCAAUUUCAAAUUCUCAUAUUGCUUAAAACCGCUAGAUCCGAACCCCAAAUUCCAAUCUGAAUCUUAGAAAUGAGACGAUCUUUGAUUAUUUUUCUGCUGCUGGAACUAUUGUUUGCUCCAAUUAUUCGAUGUUUCUCAAACUUGGCAAUUUCUGAGAACUCCCUCUCCAAUCCGUAUCUCAAGGGCUUUAAUCACUUCAGCAGCUCUCUUUUGCCGUCCACACCUAAGAAAGAUGCAGCAGUGGUAGUUGCUUUGGAUGGAAAAAUAUAUUACGUAGACGCUAAUUCGAAGGAAAUUCUCUGGUCAUUCUCGUCUGGAUGGCCCAUUUAUUCUUCUUAUCAGAUUGACAAUGACAAUAGUAACAGUAAGGUUAAUGCAUCUGAGUCCAUUAAUGACUUCUAUGUUGAUUGUGGCGAUGAUUGGGCACUCUAUUUGCAUAGCAAGAGCUUUGGUAAAGUGAAACUGCCUUCGGGUGCUGAAGAAUACGUAAAAAAUGCUCCAUAUCUGUAUGACGAUGGAGGAGUCACAUUAGGAUCAAAGAGCACCACGAUGUUCCUUGUUGAUGCCAAGUCUGGAAAAGUAAUUUAUACUCGUAAGUUGGCUAAUUCUCCUCUCUUAUCAGGGGUUCAGAGUGGUGAAGAAAAUCCUGUUCUAUUGAAGGAAAAUGCUGAAGAGUUGGUAGAGUCCAGUCCCGUUGAUCUUGAAACAGUUGAGCAGCUGCUUUACAUCAUGAGAACUGAUUAUGCACUGCAGCAUUAUUCUCCAAAAACUGGCAAAAUUUUAUGGAAUGUGACAGUUGCUGAAUUUGAUGCUUCCUUUCGGUUUCCCACUAUCGAGGAUGAGCAUGGAAAAUAUAAGGGUCAUUUGAACUCACCAUUAUUUCAUCAGCUGAAGCCUGCUAUUCUUCGUAUACGUGAUCAUAAGUUGAUGGAAUCUCCUUCUGUAUUUGACAGACUAGACGAACGACUUCCACUUUCUCUGCCUGAUGAAGGACUUUCACAUCCUCACCAAAAACGACUUCCUCUGCCUGCUCAUAAUCAUUAUCUUCCCUCUUUGGCUUAUAGCCAAAUUCCGGUUCCUUCUGAUGGCCAAGAAUUACUUGCUCUUCCCGUAUCUGAAUUUGAGGAUUCUGGGAUCUUGGGUACCCAUGAUAGGAGUUUUGGUAAAAGGAAUAUUACUAGUGUAGCAACUGAAACUAUAGGGACUUUUUAUCAACAAUAUUUAAUCCAAGUACUUCCCAUUCUUUUAUUCAUUUUGGGUUCAAUCUUUUGUUUUGUGGCAUUCAGAAAACAACAUCCUCCUUUAAGUAAGGUGGCCGAAGCGUAUAAAGUGCAAACUGGAGUUCCUAGAAAAAAAAGGCCACGGAGGUUGGGAAACAGUAAGAGUUCUGUCAAUAAUGAGAAAAAUUCAAAAUACAUCUCAAAUGAGAAUAAUAGUGGGGUUUCUAAUGGACUCACACGUAUUGAAGGAGGUGAAAGGAAACCUCUGCCAACCCUCAAUGAUAUUGUGGAUGGUCACUUAAAUGGACGUAGGAUCGGUAAGUUACUUGUUUCCAACAAAGAAAUUGCUAAGGGAAGCAAUGGCACUAUUGUACUUGAGGGAAUCUAUGAUGGUCGUCCAGUAGCUGUUAAACGGCUUGUGCAGACUCAUCAUGAUGUAGCUCUGAAAGAGAUUCAAAAUCUUAUUGCCUCUGAUCAGCAUCCAAACAUUGUCCGUUGGCAUGGAGUGGAGUAUGAUCAAGACUUUGUUUAUCUCUCUUUGGAGCGUUGUACUUGUAGCUUGAAUGACUUAAUUUUUUUUCACUCUGCAUCUUUUCAACAUCAAACUAUCACCAAGGAUCAGGAUUCCCAAUUUUCAAAAGAGUAUACCAUACAACUACAUUCAAUGAUGGAAAAGAAUGCAGGUAUUGAAUUGUGGAAGGCUGAUGGAUAUCCUACUCACCAGCUGUUAAAAUUGAUGAGGGAUGUGGUUUCAGGACUUGCUCAUUUGCAUGAACUUGGCAUCAUACAUCGGGACCUGAAACCUCAGAAUGUUUUGAUUAGCAGGGACAGAUCUGUAGGUGCCAAACUUUCAGAUAUGGGCAUCAGCAAGCGCCUCAUUGGGGACAAGUCUUCCAUAACUCAGCAUGUGACUGGUUAUGGAAGUUCAGGUUGGCAAGCACCUGAACAACUUCUUCAUCAGCGCCAGACACGUGCAGUAGAUUUAUUUAGUUUGGGUUGUGUUCUCUUCUUCUGUGUCACUGGGGGUAAACACCCCUAUGGCAAUAAUUAUGAGCGCGAUGCAAAUAUCGUGAAUGACCGGAAAGACCUUUUCCUUGUCGAGAAUAUGCCUGAAGCUGUAGAUCUUUUUAAUCAUCUCUUGCAUCCCAACCCUGACUUGAGGCCAAAAGCCAGAGACGUAUGGCACCAUCCUUUCUUUUGGAGUUCUGAGAUCAGACUUUCGUUUCUUCGAGAAGCUAGUGACCGGGUUGAAUUGGAAGAUAGGGAGAAUGGAUCUAAACUCUUAAAUGCAUUAGAGAGUACCGCAACUGUUGCCUUCAAUGGGAAAUGGGACGAAAAAUUGGAAUCGGCAUUUAUUGAUAAUAUCGGCAGCUACAGACGGUACAAAUUUAACAGUGUUCGUGAUUUACUGCGUGUCAUACGAAACAAGUUAAAUCACUACCGGGAACUUCCCCAAGAAAUCAAGGAGAUAUUAGGGCCAGUUCCUGGGGGGUUUGACAGUUAUUUCUCAAGCCGGUUUCCAAAGCUCUUAAUUGAGGUUUACAGAGUAAUGUAUGAUUACUGCAAAGAGGAGGAAUUCUUCCGCAAGUACAUAGAAAGCAAUCUUAUCUAGGCCUCACUGCUACAGAUACCGUUCUUUCGUUCCAUUUUGUGUACAUUUUGUAACUUUUUCUGUAAGUAAAAAGAAACUGUAUCAUAUUACAAUUUACAAUGAGUAUAAAAUAAAUGCUAAAUAUACA